Phymastichus coffea is the source of this 1108-nucleotide messenger RNA. RefSeq names its product neurexin-2-like. The record is from RefSeq and is a predicted model, not a curated record. The transcript is spliced from 2 exons. Lineage: Eukaryota; Metazoa; Arthropoda; Insecta; Hymenoptera; Eulophidae. The coding region runs from base 349 to 1101 and encodes 250 amino acids.
CCGCGGGCGGAGGUGGUCGCUGAGGGGCACUGUCACAGCACGAGUGAGUGCGCGCGCGCGUGCGUGCGCGACGAUGAGUGCAAGCGCUGCCGCGAGCUCCACGUCCCGUCCGAAGCAGUGCGAGCUCGGGCGCCGCUAAGGCCGCCGAUCGGCAUCCGUCCGGGGCGCGCAGCCGGGCGACAGCGCAGCGCGCGCCCGCCGCGGGCGCCGAGCGAGGGGAGCGGAGCGCGGAUAUGGGGCGUCGGGCAGCAGCGCUGCCGCGCAUCGAUCGCCAGCGAGCAGCGACGCGCCGCCAGCGAGGUUAGGCCUGUGGCGCGGCCCCCGCCGUCGCAGCCCCGAGCGAGCAGGAUGAGCGGCGCGCGGCCGCUGGCGCGGCUGCUGGCGCCGCUGCUGGCGCCGCUGCUGGCGCUGCUGCUGAGCGGCGCCGAGAGCUUCGUGCUCGACGCCUCGCCGGGCUCCUACGCGCACUUCCCCAAGUGGAACGCCGACGCGCUCAACGGCAGCCUCGAGUUCGAGUUCAAGACCGAGCAGGGCAACGGCCUGCUGCUCUACACCGACGACGGCGGCACCUACGACUUCUUCGAGCUGAAGCUGGUGGAGGGCUCGCUGCGUCUCCGCUACAACCUCGGCGGCGGCGCGCAGAUCCUCACCGUGGGCCGCGACCUCGGCGACGGCCACUGGCACAAGGUGCUGCUGGCGCGCCGCCGCGAGAACACCACGCUCAGCGUGGACGGCCUGGCGGCCAGCUCGGCCUCGCGCGGCCGGGAGUUCGACUUCGGCAAGCUCGCCGGCAACUCGGACGUCUACGUCGGCGGCAUGCCCAGCUGGUACAACAGCAAGCUCACGCUGCUGGCGUUGCCGAGCGUCAUAUUCGAGCCCCGCUUCAGGGGUCUCAUCCGCAACCUGGUCUACGCCGACGGCGAGCGCCUCGCGCCUAGGAGGCAGGAGAUCAACAAUCGGCAGCUGAAGUGCGGAGGCCUGCCGUGCGUGGAGAGCACGAGCUCGCGGAAGCAAGCCAGGGUGAGUAUCCCAACUCGCCGUGCACGCACUCGAUCGAGAAACAAUCCGGGCUCGAGACGCGCGAUGCGCGCGACGUUGUAGGUGUUCU